Tetrahymena thermophila SB210 is the source of this 3660-nucleotide messenger RNA. RefSeq names its product 50S ribosome-binding GTPase. The record is from RefSeq and is a predicted model, not a curated record. The transcript has a single exon. NCBI's taxonomy places the organism in Eukaryota, Ciliophora, Oligohymenophorea, Hymenostomatida, Tetrahymenidae. Gene Ontology annotation, molecular function: GTP binding.
AUGUAGCAAAAUUAAUAAUAAAACAAUAAUUUGUUGGCCAAUUCAUCUCUAAAUACACCUGAACCUGAUGAGUAUAGGGAUACUUAGUUAAAAAAUUCAGAUUUCAACUAAAAAUAAUUAAGUCAACAACUUUAAAUUAAUCAGUUAGUAAAAAAAACUUGUGAAGAUUGUGAUAAAAUAAGAAUUUUGAUAGGAUAGACUGGAAGUGGUAAAAGUAGCUUUGUAAAGAAAAUAACUAAUUUAGCUGAAAUCUAAGUGAGCGGUGGGAAAGAUUCAUGCACAAAAAUAUGUAAUAAUUACAUAAAAGAUGGAAUUAAAUACAUUGACACUCCUGGCCUUAACGAUACGAAAAGGAGUAGAGAAGAAGUUUUACUUGAAAUUGUUAAAUACCUGUUUUCUUAAUAAAUCAAAAUAUGUUAACUAUUUUUCAUUUAUGUAUCGAAUAAAUAGCUUUAGACAUAACAAAAUGAUAUCAACGAGUUAGUCUACACUUACUUCUUAUAUGAGUUGUUUAAAAAUGAUAUUAAUUCAACCACUCUUAAGAGUCUUAUUACUGAAUUCUAGAACAGUAAUCACUUUUUGAAGUGGGUAGAGUGCAAAUAUCAUACUGGUCAAGAUGCCUUCAGUCUCAAAAGAAUUGAAAUUUAUAAGCAAAAAGAUAAAGCAUUAAAUUAUAUUCAAUAUGCGAACAGCCAUCAUAUUUUCGUUUCCACUCAUUUUGAUAAAUUAUAAAAAGAAACAUUUGAUGAACGCGAUGAAUACAUGCUAAAUUCUCUGAGAUAGUAAAUUUGGUCAAACAUUACAGAUUCUGAACUGACUAAACUCAAAUCAUAUAAAGAUUACAUCAAGCAACAAGAAGAAAGUUUAAAUGAAAAAAUUCUUAGAAUUAUAAAACUUGCAUAAAGUUAUUAUUAAGUUGAUAAUAUAUAAGAUGUACAAAAUAUUAUUAUCAUAGGUGAAUCAUAAGUAGGUAAGUCUUCUUUGAUUGAGUAACUAACUGAAUAUAAAGGACUUAGAGGAGAUUCUACAAAUUCCAAAUCAAGAUUUUGCGAAAUAUUCCCAGUUAUAUAUAACGAUGUGAGAUACAACUUUAUUGAUACUCCAGGAUAUGGAGGUACUGAGAGCAGAAGCAGCUACUUUGAUAAUUUUAAAUUGAUAGCUGAUUUUCUUAGAAGGAAUAAAAUAUUAGAAUUUAAAAUUCUAUUUGUUAGUAAUGCUGAAAUAUAAUGUAGAGAUAACACUGAUUAAAUUGUAAAACAAUUUCUUCUUUUCAUUUAAGAGCUAUUUGACUAGGAAAUUACUUUAGUAGACUCAGAUAAGCUAGGCGACAUCCUUGAAAAUAAAUUUGACAAAGAAAUAAGCUAAAAAAAUAUUAGACAUGUCAAAAGCAAAAUGAUUUAAGUUGAGAGAAGGGCUGAAAAAAUUCACAAUAAUAAAAUCUAUUUCAAUUUUGAAAUAUAGAGCGUUGAAUUUAAUUGCAACUAUAGGUAUUGGAAAAGUCUCAUUUAAAUAAAUGACGAAGAAGAUUAGCUACAAAAAAAGACAUUAUUCUAGGCUAUAAACUCUAUUGAGAGCUUUUCUGUUGAAGACAAAAUUUAAUUAAAAAUUACAAAAUUUUAGGAUUUCUAUAUUAUUACAGAUCCAAAUGAGUAUAAGGAAUAAUACCAAAGGAUAUUUCUUUUAUAUUGUGAGCUCAACAAAAUAACUACAUAAAUGAAUGAAUGUUAAAUUCCAUCAUAAGAGCAAAUACAAUAAAAGAUAAAAAUUUAAAAGGAAUUAGAUACCUUAAACUUUGGAUUACUUUCUAAUUUUAAUAAAAUAGAUGAAAUUUAAAGUGCCCAACAAGAACUUUUUGAUAAAAACUCUAUUGAAUAAGGCUAAUUAUAAAAUAUGUUAAAAAAUAACAUUUAAAGACACUUUUUAAUAUUGUAUUAAUGGAAUUCUUACUAAUUCUAAGAGGAACCAUCAAGCGAAAAUAUUUUACUCUCAAGAAAACAGCUUCACUUUUGGAAUUUAGUUUAUCAUCUUUAACCAGUUAUUGAUAUCGAAUAACACAGGUAGACUUUGGAAGAUCUAGCCAAAUUAAAAGUGAUCAAAGAGAUUACUGCUUAUUAGACUAUUUAAAAUGGGAUAAUUGAUGCUUUUCAAUACGAAGACUAAGAAAAUUUAAAUUUGACCAUUUAGUAAUUUUUUGAAUCCAUGGAUAAAAUUAUUGGAGUUGGGGGAGAAGGGUUUAGAAAUAUGACAUACUUCAGUUAUAAUGCUAAGUUAUUAAUAACUUCUUUCAAAGCUAUAAAAGAGGUCAAUAGAAUUUUGCUUGCUUUAAAUGUAGUUGCAUCACUUGCCAGUAUUGGAUUUGACUUUUCUUCUUAUCAAAAGAAAUAUAUUUGCUCUUAAUAGAUGUAGGUAAAUACAGCCUCUAAUGUUUUAAGUGGACUUCUUGGUAUUGCUGCUUUUUUAAUCCCUGGAGUAGGAUGGGUGCUUGGCGGAAUAGCAGCUGCAAUAGGAUUAAUAGGGAAUUUGUUUUCUCAACUCUUCUAUACAGACAAAUAAUAGUUUGAUGAAACUAUUGGAUUAUUUUUUAAAGAUUUUCUAAAUGAAAAGAAAAUUCCUUUAUUGUAUUUUUAAAAGGCAGGUUUGCUAAAGGAGAAAUAUUGUAUUGAAUUAUAUUCUCAACCGUAAUGUGAAGAGGCUUAUGAUUAUUAUAGAGACCUGUAAAUAGACAAUUUUGAAAAAAAUAAAUUGAUUUUAUCAAAUAUUCAUAGAGGGACACUAGAUGAAAAAUAACAAAAGGAUCUAAUUUCUUAAUAUAUAUAUAAAGAAUACAUAAUAAAUAAAUUUAUCAUUUAAUUUGAUGAGGUUUAACCAGACUAAGUUUUAACUUAAAUUCCAGAAAUAAAAAAAUUCAUUGUUUUUAAUGAAUAAAUUAUUAAAACCUUUUUUAAUAACUUCGAAGAUAAUAAAGAAUUAUUAGAGAAAAUAUAUUCUAAAAACAAUUUCAAAGAAUAAAUUAAUAAUAUAUUGGAAUCAUAAAACCCUACAGAAUAAUUAGGUCAGUUCAAUAAAUGCAUGUAAGAGUACUCCAAUAAUCUUAACGAAUUUGUAAAAUAUGUUAAAUAAAUAAAUUAUACAUAUGAUAAAUGUAUUAAGUCUACUAAUAAACUAAAAAAAGGUAAUUCUGAAAUUUUAUUCAAUAGCUAUUCUAAUUUAGCUGAAGAAAAGCAAAAAUAUUUAUGUGAACAAAGCUUAAUUACAGAAAUUGAGUUAUCUCAAGAUAAACAUUCCUUUGUAAUUAAAAAAGAAUUUCAAAAUUAAAAUUUUUUUAAAUUAGAGAAACCAAUCUAAGCUUUAUUAGAUUAAAUAUCCUAGUUGUAUAAUUAUGAAACUUUCAUAUCUUCAAGGUAUUUGUAAAAGUUCAAAGGUAGAGAAGAGCUUAAUCUAAGUUUCUGUUCUUUAGAAGAUAAUCUAGAAAAAAACUUAGAAAAAUCUGUAGAUUUAUUAUCAUUUUUAAAAGAAAAAGUCUCUGAAGAAGAAUUUAUGAAAUGUGUUUCCAAUUAAUUUUAGUAAAUUGAUACAGCUACUUACACAAGAAUAUAGUCCUUCUUGAGAGCCUAUUAAUCAAUAUAAGAAAAAUUCAAUUAAAUAGAAUAGAAAGAAUGA